Messenger RNA from Glossina fuscipes, 3156 nucleotides. RefSeq names its product transcription elongation factor B polypeptide 3 (gene EloA). The transcript is spliced from 7 exons. Bases 390 to 2600 code for a protein of 736 amino acids. Lineage: Eukaryota; Metazoa; Arthropoda; Insecta; Diptera; Glossinidae. The record is from RefSeq and is a predicted model, not a curated record. Gene Ontology annotation, biological process: transcription elongation by RNA polymerase II. Gene Ontology annotation, cellular component: elongin complex; nucleus.
UUCUUUUCGUGUUAACUUUCAGCUGCGACUUUCCAUUAAGAGUGGUUAAUUUUUAAUUAUAUUUCAGAAAUAAAUGCUGGUAGUGUUUUAACUUUAAAAAUGAAAAGUAGACUAUAAGUGGAGAAAAAAGAAAUGAAAAAUAAAUCUAUUCUUCUGAAAGAAAUCUGUCAAUAAAACUAAACUUGGUGUUUAUAAAUAUAUGUAUCGAUAUAUAAGUGCCUGUGCCAAGACUAACAACUUUUAACAGGGAAAAAAGUCAAUGUACGUCGUCUAUAUUUCAAAGAAAAAGCACGCAGAUUGGUAUCCAGCAUUUUGGGAAAUCUUCCCGAAACAAAUCGUUAAAAAAUUAAAUUUUAAUAUAAAAUCGGAUUAACAAAAUUGAGAAAGGGAUGUCUUCCACUACGUCAAUCGUAGAAGUAAUCCAACAUUAUCAACGUAGUAUUGGCAGCAGUCAAGACGACGAGGCCAGGCUUUUACAUUGCAUCAACAAAUUGUAUAAGCUGCCGAUAAAAGUGGAACAUCUACAGGAGACUGGGGUGGGAAAAACAGUGAACUCUUUGCGUAAAUACAAUGGAGAGAUUGGCGUGGCAGCUAAAACACUAGUAACGAAAUGGAAGGCCAUGGUAGCAGCGGAAGAAGAGCCCGCGGAUGCUGCAACUUCCACAUCCAGUGCCCACAGGGAAAAUGGACGAGAUAGUGGUGAAAAUGAUGAUGAGGAAAGUUAUCAUCGAAACAACUCUAGUCCUAAAGAAGAGAAAAAAGAUAAGGAACAAAAUAUUGAGCAAAAUUACAAAGAUAUCCGUAGUCAUAGCAAAGAUAUAUGCACGAAACCAUCCUCUUUACUUGAAAAUUCUAGUGAUAAAAAUGUGAAAAAUUCAAACGAACAAUACCAUAAAUCAUCAUCGUCUUCAUCUUUAGGGAAUGAUAGAGGAAAGGAUAAAGAGCGACAUCACAAGAGUCGAAGCAGCAAUGGCGGCAAAGAUAGAGGACGAGAUAAGGACAAACGAGACCAUAAAGAUAAACAUAAGGAAAGAGAUGAGGAAAGAGAUAGAAAAGAGAUUAAACCUAAACCUGAAACCACUACACGCAUUACGUCUGGCAGCAAUAGUAGUAGUAGUAACAAUAAGAAGAAAAAUGACGAAAAACAUAAACAUCAUUCACAACAACAUCGAGAGAAAACUGAUAAUCAUAAGCACAGGGCAGAAAGUAAACAGAAAAGUUCUUCUAGAGAUAACGAGAGACGUAAAGAAAGGUCUUCAAACUCUGCAAAAGAAGACGAAUCUCCGGAAGGGAGUUGUGGGGCUACCUCGAAUAAAAAUGAAACUUCAGAGCGUAAACGCCGUCGCAACUCCGACGAUGAUUCGAAUGACUUUCUGUCACCUCGGCCGAAAGUAGUAAAAAUGAAAACAUCCUCUAAAAAAGAUUCAAAAAUUGAAAAUGAAAACGAAAAUGACGAAGAGGGCGGAUUUGAUUCUUCGACCGGUGCCAACUUCGCUGAUGUAUUGGGCAUGUUAAAUGCCCCAACAAAGAAAGUUAAGAAAUCGGUAAAGUCGUCAUCAUCACCGGCUAGUAGCACAUCAAAAUUAUCGAGUAGCAGCUAUAAUAAUUCAGCGAAUUCGCCGUAUAGCAGUAGUAGCAAAACAAGCGCGUUAAAAACUAUGCCAACCUAUAAUUACACUCCUACUUCAGGCGUCUCAACACCAGUCUCAACGAAACCUGAUUUAUUGGCGCCAACUGCCAAGUUGGAACCCUUGGAUCCUAGCAUUGCCCUAGAGCUACCUACAAUAUCUACGAAUUAUAAACCUAUGCCUCUUAAUCAAACUGUAAUGGAUUGUGUCUUCAAUACCAAUAUGUCAAGUUCUUCAAAGCCAAUACGCACUUUAACAGAUGCGGAAGCCCUUAAUCAUGGUAUCUCCUCGAAAACUAUGCGAACGAAAAUUUACUCUGGUGCCAAAACUGGACAAAUUCUCCAAGUACCUUCUUUGUUUGAUUUAUGUAUACGGAUAUUACAAAAAAAUAUUGAUGCUUUGGAGUAUACGGGUGGAGUACCAUUUGAAGUUUUAAGACCGGUAUUAGAAAGAGCUACUCCACAUCAGUUGUUGGUCUUUGAAGAUUAUAAUCCUUACCUCAUGGAGGAUAGUGAUGUUCUAUGGCAAUUACAUGUCCAAAGAAAUUAUCGUACCCAGAAACGUUUGGAGAACGAGUCGUGGCGUGAAAUGUAUUUGCGCUGUCAAGAGGAUCAAGAACGUAAACUUAAUUAUUUGGCUGAUAGCAUUAAACAAUCGCAGAAAAUUGCGGCCGCUCCGGUCCGUAAGACUCAGUUAGCGUUUGUAGAUUCUAUGGUGAAGCCUCCACGUAAUAUUCAACGUAAACAAGAACAAUUUGGUACCCAAGCGAAGCUGGUAGCCACGCCAGCUGCUCGGGUAGCAAGCUUAUCAAGUGUUACUCCUAACGCGGCCAAAACUGAUGACGUUCGCUUAAAAGUCGCUUCAAGUAUUAGAGAUCACGCUCAAGUUUCUAGUGCUGCUACCGUUCGUCCCAAAAAAGCCCCACUCAUGCAAAAAACUUUGCAAUUUAUACGUGGUCGUCAUAAACGUUAAAAUUAUGUUAUGAAUAUUCUCAGUUGAAAUGGUUUUUUUUGUUUUUUUUUUUUUUAGAUUAAACAUAAGUGCAGACACCUAAGUUAGGCAAAUAUUAAGCGGAAAUGCUUUUUUUUCCUUUUUCCUUAGACUUAAUAUUUAUCAGGCAUUGUAUCUCCGGAAUACGUAAACAAACUAUAGUUUUUAAAUGUUUUUUUAAUUUAUUCUUUUUUUAUUUACAAAUUAACAGAACAAUAUUUUCCUAUCUAGUGUUAAGAAAAUUUAGGAAUUUCUGUUUAUUUAUUAAAUUAUUUAGAAUAACCUACGACAUUCACAUCACAGUUUUUCCCUUUUUUUUUUUUGUUUUUUUCCUCAAUUAAAAAAUCGACAUGUGUUCGACUGUUUAUUAUCCUACACGGUACACACAAUACACACUUGACAUCACUUAAUAAUGAAUGAAUUACUUAAAUCGAAAUAAUCUUCUUGUUAAGUUACGGCUUUUAGGCAUGCAUCCGUGUUCAACGGAUACAAAUGUCUUGCAAUUGUAAUAUACGUUUUAAAUUUUAUAGUUCAGGUA